UCAAAACACUUAAGUUAAAUGUGGUUUAAGAAAAUACUGUUUCCAGCAGGGCAACCGUGACCGUGCCUUUAAGCCCAGCCCUGGGAGGUAGAGGCAGGUGAAUCUGAGUUAAAGGCCAGCCUGGUCCACGGAGCAAAUUCCUGGACAGCCAGGGCUAAGCAGAGAAACCAUCUUGGAAACAACCCCGCGCCACCCCCUCCCCCACCCCCCAACCCCCGAGAAAAAAGUUUUUAGUAACAGAUUAUCUCCGGACUGGAUUGUUUCCCUUACCCCGAUGGCGCUACACCUUACUCUUCACCUGCUAAUAGGUCACUUCUCGAGGCCUUUGUCGCCCCUUGUGGUCAUGGAAAUGUCUGAGAAACUACGAAGAUGCAGAAAGGAGCUGACUGCAGCCAUAGACCGAGCCUUUGAAGGAGUCAGGCAUUCCCAGGAGUGCACAGGCCCGCAGAGGCUGGACGCCCCAUCGCUCGCCUCUCUGCCCGUGCACAGGCUGUUCUGCCGAAACCCACUGGCAGCUUGCCCCUCUGCUGCCCCCUGCGCUGGUGCCACAUGUGCUCCUGAGAAUGAGAACCCUGUCUUUGCACCACACCAUGUCCCAGUUAAUGCAAAGCCCCUUCCUUUAUACCCUAAAAGAAAACCUCUGAUCAGCAAGGAAAAUGUCUUGAUGCACUCUUCCAUUUUGGCACGUGAAAAACAGUUUUGGAGAGCUGCAGGAGAUGGGGAAAACUGGAGAAAUGAAAGUUUAAGGAAGGAUGACUCAAAUAUGCUGCUGAGCAGUUCCAGCCAAGAGGUCACAAAGGACCUGCUGGAUAUGAUUGACCAUACGAGUAUCCGAACUAUUGAAGAACUGGCUGGAAAACUAGAAUUUGAAAACGAAUUGAACCGUGUGUGUGGACGCUGCCAAGGUUCACCCCUUAAGGAGGAGGCCUGGGCCCUGCUUGUGGACGAGAGCCCUCGGAAGUCUUUGGAUGCUGACCCUGGGAGCCUCAAGCAGGCUUUUGAUGACCAGAAUAUUGUUGAGACCGUUCUGGACUUGGAGGAGGAUUACAAUUUGAUGACCUCUUUUAAAUACCAAAUAGAGUAAGGUUAGCAGCAGCAAGUCCUGACUCUUGACAAGGGGUUGGCAGAGCCUGAAUCACCACAUACUGUAACUCCUGCUGAAUCCCACUGUGAGCUGAGUCUGGGCUUUAAUAUUCUGUUAUUUUGAAAUGUUUAGAGUUUUUUUUGACUUGACAUUU
Messenger RNA from Microtus ochrogaster (prairie vole), 1238 nucleotides. It is a transcript of the gene C4H3orf62, whose product is annotated as chromosome 5 C3orf62 homolog. The transcript has 4 exons. Lineage: Eukaryota; Metazoa; Chordata; Mammalia; Rodentia; Cricetidae. The coding region runs from base 275 to 1084 and encodes 269 amino acids. The record is from RefSeq and is a predicted model, not a curated record.